CGCUUCUUCUCACCGAUGACGCGGUCGGCCGACGAUGAAAGCUUGCCGCGGCUGGCGCUACCGCCACCGACGCAGCCGUCUCAGCUGUUUGAGCGCUCGUCCAAGCGCUGGCGAGACCCCACCAGUCUCAGCGCGCGAGAACGGGAGAAGCCUAGUCUCGUCAUGUUUCGCACGAAACCCAGUGUGUUUUCGCCCGUCGACGCCACCCACCACGAGAUGCUCGGCCACGUCGUCGCUGCUUUUGACGCCGACACGGCGCACACGUGUCUUCGACCGGUCGACAAGUUAUACUGGUACUUCGGCGUCCUGCAGCAGCUUGCGCAGGCCGACUCACCCGUACGCACCGUCUUGCAACACAUUCACGACAUUUUAUGCGCUGCGAUUUACACGACCGACACGCCGACGCGGGGCUUUGAGUUUUGCCACUUGCUGCGUCAAGUGAACAACGAGCCGCUCGAGACGGAGCUCGCCAACGUCACCAUCGAGCUCAAGCAAGCGAAGGCACAACAUGUCUACAAAAAGCAGCGUGCUCGCGACCUCCAAGCCGAGAUUGGCCGCGCCAAGACGCACCAAGCGGAGCUCCAGGGUCAGUUGGCUAAUGUGAAGCGAGCCGUGACGGCUGAAGACAACCUUUACGAGCAGCUGCUGAACGACGAAGCGGCGAUCGACGCCCGGAUCGCGGCUGCGCGCACCAACUACGACGAGGCCAAGUCGAUUUCAGUAGAGCUUACAACGAAGUCCUCGGUCGUGCAGGAUGAGUGUCAAUCGACGCUCAAGUCGUUGCACGAGCAAACGCUCAAGGACAAGCUCGACCAAGCGAUGCUGGCGUCCGUGCACAGUCUCAAAACAGAAUAUGCCCACUUGCUCGAGACGAGCCGUUCGAUUGAGUACAAGGUGGCGGAACUUAAAGCGCAGCUCGUCGCAGACCACGCCACCAUCGACAACAUCCAAGAAAGUCUGCGUCUCGCUGAGAUCGAAAAAGCUGAGCUCGCCGAAGGCACGCUCGACCUUCAGCGAAGCCACUCGCCGCGCCCAAGCUGGGAAAACGUGUUUCACUUUCUUCCCGAAGUGGCCUACGUCGACCCAAAGAACCACACGGCGUGGAGCACCAAGACACUCAUUCUCUCCAACAAGAACGGCCUCGUCGGUCGUAGCCAGCGCUUCGUUAACGAAAUGUGUCAUUGGCUUCAGCGUAUUCAAGGCGACUGCGGCAUAAGCUUGGAGCUCGCGCGCCUAACAAACCAAACUGAGGACGCGCGCCUGGAGCUCAACUCACUCCAGAAUCACAUGGAGCUCCUAAUGCGCAAGGAGAAGAAAAAGAAGAAGCAGCCGUCGAGCCCCGGGUCGCCCGCUUCGAAGAAAAGCCACGCAAAAGCCAACUUUGUUGCGGCAGUGCACACCGUAUCGGCUGUUCGGCGCGCGAGCUUGUCUGACGCGGCAAUCGACCCGCCAGCAAAAGAGUACAUUCUGGCGCUCGGAAGCACCCCAGAGGUGCCCCAAUUCCUACGACACACGGGCAAGGUCCGCAAUCGGCACAUGGCCAAAACUGAGCUCGAGCGCAUCAUUCGAACCGUUUGGACGGGAAAGCGCGUCAAGGAAGCGCAUAUGGGCAACCGCAUUGCUCUCGACGACUACCUCUACGAGGUGCUGAAGUCCAAGUUUGGGAUCCAAACCAUAGUCGCCGAGUGGGGCUACAAUAUCCUUCACAGCCUAAAGCUCUACUCGUGGGACAGCGAAGUCGAUCUCUUUCUCCUCUCGCUCACGGGCGCGGUCUCGGAAGUGAUCUACGAGGAUCAAGAGGCCAUGCUCAGUGCGUGUCGACUUGUGCUCCUGCGCCUCAACGAGUCGUACUUGGACGCCACGUGGAAGACCGAGCCGAAGCGACUCUUUCUCAAGGACGCGCUCCUGACUUUGCACAACUUUUUCCCUCUCAAGACACCGCUGCAGCUCAAGUCGAUUGAAAAGGCACUCAUCUUUGAGCGACUGCGCCCCAAAGACAAGGUGCACAUGGCGUCUGACGAAGCAAUGGUGCUGCUCGACGACCUCUUACCGACCAAGCCCAAGCCCAAGCGUGGGUACUUUCUCAAGACGCUACGCACGCAGCACUUUAAGGAGAUCCAAGACUACCUCGCGCUUCUCGAACGAAAACUCCACGAAGCUGACACCCACAAUACGGGGCGGGUCGAGAUUGAGCGUAUCAAGCGGGCGAUGCAAGCGCUGGACCCGAGCGUUUCGAACGAGUGGACCGGCGAAUGCAUCUUGCGGGGCAUCCCAAAGCGUCUCGUGGGCCACGUCGACUUGUCAAGUGUUGUCGAGUACCGCUGCUUUCUCAAGAAAAUGAACCAAGGACUCAUGAAGCACAGCCAAAACUUUUGCCCCAACGCCGACAUUGUUUCGUUUCACUCGGGACCCCGGCACUGCGCUUUCAAUGGCUUAUCCGCCAUCUACCCGUCGCCACAAGACACGACAUUCCAGUGCGUCAUCGUCAUGCAACACGACGGAGGCGGCAACGCUGCGAUGCGGACGCUCCUUACGGCCAGCAGCUUGCCGCAGGCCAAUGGCAUGUUCUCGACCACGAAUGCUACCUACGGACAGCGCCAAGUCGCGCCGCCAGUUGAGCCAGCGCCUCGAGCGUGGCCGCUCGCCGUGCACAACGACCCCGACAUCGAGCAGCUGGACGCCGACGGGAUGUACAUCGUGUGCCGCAUCUGCUCGGAGCUGGACAAGGCGCGCAAUGGAUCCCGGAUCGUCCGAAUGAAUGCUCCGUUUCGCGUCGCCGCGUGGGAGCGUCACAAGGCCCGCAACUCGGCACACAAGCAGUCCGAGAGUGCGACGGAGCCAACUCCAUACGCCGACCUCAUGGCGUCGUACCCCGAUAUCGUACCGCAAGGCGUCGCGCCAAAGCCGCGAAUGAUUGCUCCAAGCUCGGCACCGCGAGCGCAGUCACAAGCUCAGCAUUCGACGUACACCAACAAUGGACACCACCAAGCACAGUUGCAGCCCGUGCUCAACAUGCAAGCCGCCAAUUUCAUGCCGCAGGGCUACGCUCCACAAAUGCCGCAACAAAUGCAGCAACAAAUGCAGCAACAACACCUCGCACCACAGCCACAUCAAGCGAUGCCGCCACAGACGCUUGUACAGCAGCCGAGCGCUGACGCAACGACGCACAUGCACCCCAUCGUGCCCAUCAAGCGGCCUCUACCGCCACCGUCCGAGCCGUCCUCGCGCAAGAAGAAGAAAGAGAAGCCAAUCGCGGGGUGCAUGGGACGCGAAAUGGUUGGGUCUUGUCCCGGCGCGAUUCCGUUCGAGAAGUGCCAGACCGUACAGGCGCACUUGAAGGCGUUCCAGCGCUUCAUCAUUCCCGCGCCAACAUUUGGCAUUUACUACAACGAAGAGACACAAUGGUACCAAGUGUACUCGCGCGCGUGCGCCCGAGAACCGAUGCUGAACCGGCGCCCUAGCCGCGGCCAAGCGUGCGAAGCCUGCUAUCAACUCUACUCGGACCGCCAGCGACUCAUGUGGAAACGCAUUACGAACAUGGAAGGCUUGCUUGGCGCGAUCGAGACCAUCAAAGCGACAAGCCACGCAGAAAUGGAUACCAGCGUGCUCGUACGUUUUCUCCAAGGCAAGGCGUGUCUGUACACGGCCGAGGGCCUCCAAGUGCGUCAGACGUCCAAGAAAGCUCUCGAGUACCUCACGGAGCGGCGACGACUUCUCGAAGACCUCGAGUUUCGAACGUCGGGCACCCAGCUUAUUUGAUUUCAUUCAAAGUAGUAUUGAAUCCAUUUAGAGAUGUG
Molecule: messenger RNA, 3797 nt
Organism: Saprolegnia parasitica CBS 223.65
Lineage: Eukaryota; Oomycota; Saprolegniomycetes; Saprolegniales; Saprolegniaceae
Exons: 20
Coding region: 16-3759 (1247 amino acids)
Cellular component (GO): cytoplasm
Source: RefSeq, a predicted model, not a curated record